Chenopodium quinoa (quinoa) is the source of this 2904-nucleotide messenger RNA. RefSeq lists its product as uncharacterized. The transcript has 2 exons. Bases 1302 to 2432 code for a protein of 376 amino acids. Gene Ontology annotation, molecular function: zinc ion binding; nucleic acid binding. Lineage: Eukaryota; Viridiplantae; Streptophyta; Magnoliopsida; Caryophyllales; Amaranthaceae. The record is from RefSeq and is a predicted model, not a curated record.
UAAAUGCGCGGUUGUUCAGAAGUCUAUAGUGCAUGAACUUUACCACAGGUAUAUGUGUAACUUUCUUUUUCAUUACCAAAACUGUUCACAAAUUGCCUCUUUUAACAUUAUAGUUUUAGUUCUAUAAAUAGCACCCUUCCAUAUUCAUUUCUCAUGCAUCACACCCUAAACUAAAACAAAAAAUGGCUUCCUUUCUCCUCAAAGUGACCGCAAUACUCUUCUUCUCUUCGUUCUCUCUCCUUCUCCUAGUGCCGCCGAUCGUGUCGUAGACACGGAGGGCGACCCAGUAAGAAAUGACGGAGACUAUUACAUCCUUCCACACUCAAAAAACACUGGUGGCCUUAUUGCAUCAGACUCAACUAGACGCUUCCAUAUCUGCCCUCGAUACGUUGGCACCGCAGAUUCCGGAGAAGAUGGCUUGGACUUGAAGAUCUCGUCACCGGUAAGAGUAUACGAUCUCUUGACCUCUAUUCCCGUCGAGUUAACCUUCAACACUUAUAUCCCCAUCUGCGGCUUGACGACCCCAUUGCGGUGGUGGGUGGGUCCGAGUGAUGCCAACGACAAAGCGCCGAUAAUUGUCGGUACUGAUGGGCCGUUCAAGUCUAAUUACGCUUUCUUGAUUGAAAGAUCUAAUGUUGCUACAGAUGUGUACAACAUUAAAUUUUGUCACUACCACGAGUUCAAGUUCGAGUCCAAGGCCAAGUCCAAGUCCAAGUCCAGAAGAAUCAAAACUUCUGAUGAUGAUGAUGACGAUGAUGAUUACAACGACGACGAUGACGAUGAUUAUAAGCAGUGUAGAGAUGUUACCAUUCUUGACGACGGACAUUUGGGAGUCGCCAAAGAUUCUCCAUUCCCGGUUACUUUCAAGAAGAAGUCAAAUUUCCCAUUUUUAGCCGCAAAGAUGUAGAUUUCACACUUGCAUGUGUCAAUGUACGUGGUAUUAUAUUAUGUGGUUGUAAUCUAUGCUUCAAAUAAUUUCUCCUAUAGUUUAUGUAUGUAUAGGCUAAAGGAGAAUAUUCCCCCUUUUAUGUCAUAUUUUAAUUUUGAGUGAAGAUAUGUAUUAAGAUAUAUUUUAGGAAAUAGAUAUAUUUAGGAAAUAUUUUUGAUCUAGUGAAUAUUUCCAUAUCUUAUCUUGGUUCUCCUAAGCUGGCAACACACGUUUUAUGUGGCUUAGGAAACUAAUUGUUUGUAUUAUAAAUAUUGAGCUCAUGAAAGCUAAUGAAAUUAAGUGAAGUUUCUCUGUUUCUACAUGGUAUCAAGCCAAUCGAUUUUUUUUCUUCUUUUCUUCAUAUUAAGUAGCCAUGGCUGGCGGUGCCGAACCACCACCACCACCAAACAAAAUUGAACCUAAUUCCCCUUAUUACCUUGGCUCGCAAGAUCGACCGGGAGAUUUCAUCACUCCUACCCGUCUAAAGGCUGAUAAUUAUGAGGAAUGGGCAGCCGAUAUUCAAACGGCGUUAGAAGCCCGCCGAAAGUUCGAGUUUUUGGAUGGCACCAUUAAUGAACCAUCCCCGCCUUGUACAAAGUCCGAUUGGACGGCCAUAAACGCGAUGCUCAUAUCUUGGAUAUCAAACACUAUCGACUCUGAUUUAAAAUCUUCUCUGUCAAAAUUCAGAGAGGCUAAGCCGUUUUGGGACCAUCUAAAGCAGCGCUUUGCUCAAACAAACGGACCUAGAAUUCAACAAUUACGCUCUUCAAUUGCUAAGUGCGAACAGACUAAGAUGAUGCCCGUCUCAAUUUAUUACGGUAAAUUACAUUCUUUGUGGCAAGAAUUAGACCAUCACGAGCCUCUGAUUUCAUGCUCAUGCUGUAACUCGUGUUCGGCUGGCCGUUUACAUGAAGAAAGGAGGGCUCAGGCCAGAUUACAUGACUUUCUUAUGGGUCUCUAUUCUGAUUAUUAUGCUCCUCUCAGUUCACAAAUUCUUUCUCAAGAUCCUCUUCCGAGUCUUGACCGUGCAUAUCAAUUGGUAUCACAAGACGAACGAGUUCGCACAUCGAGGAAAGAGGCCGAACUCAAGGUUGAGUCCACGCCGUCUGAGACGGUGGGAUUUUCUGUUCGGGCAGGGACCGAUCGAGGCCGAGGUCGUGAAAAACCGGUCUGUUCUAAGUGUCGACGAACAGGCCAUGCAACCUCUUCUUGUUGGGCAGAUAUAAUAUGUGGUUAUUGCAAGAAACAAGGUCACCCAGAGACUCAUUGCUAUGAGCUUGUGGGUCGACCCGAUUCCAAGAAACCUUCUUCAACAGGGCAAGGACGUGGGCAGGUCCGAGCCAAUGCAGCGACGGGCGGCAGUCCAAAUUCCUCUGUUUCAGCCUUGGGACAACUAUUCACGCCAGAACAGUGGAAAGCCAUAGCGGGAGUUGUUGGUAAUGCUAAAAUUCCCGAUAAUAGAUUAACCGGACCAAGCGAAGGAGCUGAUUGGAACGGGAAUUAGGAGAGACGGACUAUACUAUUUUAGCAAACCGAAAUUUGUGUCAACUGUUAACGCUUCAUCGAAUUUGGAAUUGUGGCAUCGACGGCUCGGACAUCCUUCAGUGAAAGUAGUUAAGUUAAUUCCUCAUGUCAGUAUUAGUAAUGGUCAUUUAAAUAAAGGUUGUGAAGUAUGUAUGCAUGCCAAACAUCCAAGAGACAAAUUUCCUUUAAGUGAUAAUAAAACCUCAAGAAUUUUUGAGAAAAUACACUGUGAUUUGUGGGGUCCAUAUAGACAUGUUUCGUCGUGUGGGGCUCGUUAUUUUUUAACAAUAGUUGAUGAUUUUUCAAGAGCAAUUUGGAUUUAUUUGUUGGUCGAUAAAUUAGAAGUAUUUCAGAUGUUUAUGUCCUUUGUUGCUAUGGUUGAUCGACAAUUUUCUCAAACUAUAAAAGUGGUUCAAAGUGAUAAUGGCACUGAGUUUAAUUGCUUGCGUGAA